AUGGCAACUUAUGCCGCUCUUGUUUCCCUUGCUCAAACUACAACCUUUGAUACAAAUCAUGCCAUAUCUGACUUUUCUAUCAAUGCAAAAGAAAACAUUAGAUCAAUCCGCGAGUAUGUCAUCACCACCUUGCUUACCUUUCUCGAAGAUUAUCCAGAGAGAACCAACCGUUGGGAAGCCAAGCUGAGGGACAUAGCUCAGAAAAUUGAAGAUAUGAUCGAACAAUUUAUGUAUUAUGGAGGGAAGGAAACAUCAACAAGCUUCACUUUUGAAAAGGAGCUAAAAAAUGUAACGCUAAACUUCAGUUUAUUUGUUGGAGAUGUGAUGGACGAGCGACCUUCUUACUCAUCUCUUUCUCUCUCAUCAUCAUCAUCAGAAGCAUCAAGAGUUCCACCUACUACGAACGGCGCGGCGGUUGGCUUAGAUGAAGAUGUGAUGACAAUAAAGGAGCUUCUUUGUGGGAGGCUCUCAUUUAAACUCCAAGUCAUGCCCAUAUUAGGAAUGGGUGGCAUUGGUAAGACCACUCUAGCUAGAACUGUUUAUGACGAUCCAUUAAUCACACAUCAUUUUGAUAUUUGUGUUUGGCUUACAAUAUCACAAGAUUACAAUGCACAGAAAGUUCGUUUAAGUCUUGUGGAUUCGAUUAAAAUUAUGGAGGAACAUAUGCCUAGAUUAGAGAUGGAUGAUAUUUCAAUAUUGAUGAAGAAAGCUUAUAAAAAGUUAAAAGGUUGGAGGUAUCUCAUGGUAAUGGAUGAUGUGUGGAGCACAAAGGUUUGGGAUGAUAUAAGGAAUGUAUUUCCGGAUGAUGCUAAUGGAAGUCGAAUCAUGAUUACCACAAGACUAGAAGAUCUAGCCGUUUAUCCGAACUCUACUUGUGCUCCUCAUAAGAUGAGGUUCAUGAGUGGCUCUCAAAGUUGGGAUUUGUUUAAGGGAAAGGUGUUUGCAGACAGCAAUUGCCCACCAGAAUUGGAGUAUGUGAUACGCUCGGAUCUUGCACUGUUUUAA
Molecule: messenger RNA, 1005 nt
Organism: Salvia hispanica
Lineage: Eukaryota; Viridiplantae; Streptophyta; Magnoliopsida; Lamiales; Lamiaceae
Source: RefSeq, a predicted model, not a curated record